Messenger RNA from Lactuca sativa (garden lettuce), 897 nucleotides. It is a transcript of the gene SEF, whose product is annotated as HIT-type Zinc finger family protein. The record is from RefSeq and is a predicted model, not a curated record. NCBI's taxonomy places the organism in Eukaryota, Viridiplantae, Streptophyta, Magnoliopsida, Asterales, Asteraceae. Gene Ontology annotation, biological process: chromatin remodeling.
CCCCAAAUAGGAAUGCCCUCGUUACCGUCGUUAGGCUCAUUCCCCAAACACGCUCCUUCACAACGUUCAUCAGUGAGAAGAAGAGCUGCGACCCUGCUCCGAUAUCCGCUCCAGACGUCCUAUCGCCGGCGCCGGCUACGGCUACUGCGCCUUCAUCUGAGCAAAGAAAAAGCAAAUGGAUGAUGAGAUUUCAAACUCGCUCCGUCGCAUGUCGACUCGAGCGCGUAAAGUCGCGCCCAAAAUGGCAGCUGCACUUGCCAGCACUGAUAAUCGAACACAGGCAAUUCUCGCACGUCUUGAAGCGCUUGAGAAUGACAAUCCUGGAGCCGAAAUGGUUGAACCUAAUGAUGAUGAUGAUGCAUCCCUUGAUGAAGAUGAUGAUCAAGUGUUCCACAAAAAGCAAUCGAAAGGAACAAAACGGAAAACUCGUCAGGCGAAAGCACUCGAGACAGCAAAGAAAGCCCCGAGAACAUUCCUUGAGCUCUUGCAUGACGCAAACUUGGAAUCCUUGGGUCCUCAUGUGCCAACAUAUCUAAGAGCAGCGGUAGGGCCGCCAAGCUCCGGCAGCCGCCGCCACUUCUGCACUGUUUGUGGGUUUUCAGCCAAGUAUACAUGCGUCAGAUGUGGGAUGCGUUUCUGUGCUGUUCGAUGCCAGAAUAUUCACAAUGAUACACGUUGUCUCAAAUUUGUUGCGUAGAAUGAGAGAGUAGUAAAUGACCAUUUUGCCCUUCUGAUGCUGAAAGUAUAUCACUAUAUGUAUAUGUGUAUGUAUAUGGAAUUACUUCCUCUAGAUCUCUUUUUCAUUGUUUAUGAUCUUGCCUAUGUUGAUGAGACGAGAGAGGUAUAGAGCAUUCUAUUGAGGACUCGGUUUUUCAAUGGAGUUUGAUAUUAUAAGUA